Messenger RNA from Thlaspi arvense, 891 nucleotides. The record is from the annotation of a GenBank genome assembly. Lineage: Eukaryota; Viridiplantae; Streptophyta; Magnoliopsida; Brassicales; Brassicaceae.
AUGGCAAAGCAAACAUUCAUGUACUAUUCCCUAUUAGCCAUCGUCAUCUUUUGGGCUUCCUUUUCUUCAGCUCAAAAGAAAACCCUAACCGUUGAGCUAAUCCACCGUGACUCUCCUUGUUCUCCCCUCUACAACCCUCUCCACACUGUCUCCAACCGUCUCAACGCCGCUUUCCUCCACUUAAUCUCCCGUUCCCGCUAUUUCUCAACAAAAACCGAUAUCCAAUCUGGUUUAAUCGGAAACAGCGGCGACUACUACAUGGCCAUCUCAAUCGGUACUCUAGCGACUAAAGUCCAUGCCAUCGCCGACACAGGAAGCGAUCUGACUUGGAUCCAAUACAAACCUACAGUCAUUGGUUGCGGUUACAAUAACGUUGGUACGUUCGCAGAAACCGGAUCUGGAAUCGUCGACCUCAGAGGCGGUCCAUUAUCUUUAAUUUCACAGCUCGUCUCUUCAUUAGGAAAGAAAUUUCUGUAUUGCUUGUCACACACGUCAUCUACAUCAAAUGAAACAAGCUUCCUAAACCUAGGAACUAACUCGAUACCUUAUAUCCCAAGAAAUGGUUCCGUUGUGCUCACUACGCCGUUAGUCACAAAAGCCCCAAACACUUACUAUUACAUUACUCUCGAAGCAAUCACCAUUGGCAACACUAAGCUUCCGUACACAGGAGGAGGAGGAUACGGUUUAUACGAUGUUGGGGAAUCAAAGACAACAACCCCUAGGAACAUCAUAAUCGAUUCUGGAACUACAUUUACGUUUCUUGAAUCCGGAUUUUAUGGUCGUGUUGUUGCAGCGGUGGAAAAAUCGGUGAUCAGAGGUAAGCGCGUAAGUGAUCCACAAGGGCUUUUACCUCACUGUUCGGAAGACAAGCGAUCAGUUUGCCGGAGAUAA